GAAAACAUUGAGGAAAGCGCUCGUGUCAGCCGCCACACGCGCGUCCGCUGCGGGAACCGUGCGGUGCAACGAGUGAAGGCGGACAUCGGCCUAACAAUUCCCGUGUGUUUUCAGCAAAGUUGGGCGAUCCGCGGCCAGCUGACCGCCGAUGAAGCGAUGAAGGGAGAGGCGGAAGUGAAGUCACUUGACAGACCGUCCAUGUUAUUAUUGUUAUUUUGGUAGCCCUGUGAUGAGACGGGCUGCUGGGGAUCCGUUGGUCUUCGAGACGUCGAGUGUCAGCGCUGCCCCAGGCCGCCCAGGACCACCACCACCCUCACCCUCACCUCACUGACCCGGAGUACAGGAGCCUCGCUGGCGGCUCAGGGGGGGAGGUGGAGGCGGAGGAGGAGGAGGGUGUGAAGACCCAGCUUCAGCUCGGCUCCUACACUCCGACCGACCAAAAAUAAAACGGCGACAAAAACAAUAACCGUCAAACGACUCGAGUGGUUUCUGCGCGGCGUGUAGCUGGGACGUGCCGCCGCAGACAUGAACGGUAUCACCAAGGGCCGGUUCGAGGUGUUCUCAAACAGCGAUGAAGCCCCCAUUAAUAAGAAGCUCCCCAAAGAGCUUCUUCUUAGAAUAUUCUCCUAUUUAGAUGUGGUGACACUGUGCCGGUGUGCCCAGGUGUCCAAGGCGUGGAACGUCCUGGCCCUAGAUGGCAGCAACUGGCAGAAGAUCGACUUGUUCAACUUCCAGACGGAUAUAGAGGGCCGGGUGGUGGAGAACAUUUCAAAGCGCUGUGGAGGCUUCCUGAGGCAGCUCAGCCUGAGGGGCUGCCUGAGCGUUGGAGACGCCUCGAUGAAGACUUUUGCUCAGAACUGCAGAAACAUCGAAGUGUUGAAUCUUAACGGCUGCACUAAGAUCACAGACAGCACCUGCCUCAGCCUCAGCAAGUUUUGCUCCAAACUCAAACACCUAGAUCUCACUUCCUGCGUGUCCGUCAGCAACCACUCCCUCAAGGCCCUCAGUGAUGGCUGCAGAAUGUUGGAGACGCUGAACUUGUCGUGGUGUGACCAGAUCACGCGCGAUGGCAUCGAGGCCCUCGCUAGAGGUUGCGCUGGUUUACGAGCACUGUUCCUCAGAGGCUGCACACAGCUGGACGACGGAGCAUUGAAACACCUUCAGAAACACUGCCCAGAACUCACCACCAUAAAUAUGCAGUCUUGCACACAAGUAACGGAUGAAGGUUUGGUCAGUCUGUGCCGAGGAUGCCACAAGCUGCAGAACCUCUGUGUGUCUGGCUGCAGUAACAUCACUGAUGCCUCUCUCACUGCACUGGGUCUCAACUGCCCCCGACUUAAGAUCCUUGAAGCUGCACGAUGCUCCCAUUUUACAGACGCUGGGUUCACUGUCCUGGCCCGAAAUUGUCAUGAGCUUGAAAAAAUGGACUUAGAAGAAUGUAUUUUGGUGACAGAUAACACCCUGGUUCAGCUGUCAAUCCACUGCCCUCGGCUUCAAGCACUGUCCCUGUCCCACUGCGAGCUGAUCACAGACGAUGGCAUCAGAGCUCUGAGCAGCAGUACCUGCGGCCAAGAGCGCCUCACCGUGGUAGAGCUGGACAACUGCCCCCUCAUCACUGACGUGACCCUCGAGCACCUGAAGACCUGCCACCGUCUGGAGCGCAUCGAGCUCUACGAUUGUCAGCAGGUCACCCGGGCAGGCAUCAAACGCAUCAGGGCCCACCUUCCAGAGAUCAAAGUCCAUGCCUACUUUGCCCCCGUGACACCCCCUCCCUCUGUACAUGGAGGUGGCCAGCGUCUGUGCCGCUGCUGCAUCAUCCUCUGACAGUGGAGGGCCAGGGGGGGCCACCUCUGUCUACAGGUCCUGCUGCUAUGAGAAGGGGGCUGAUGUCGGGUGGGGGGUGUGGGGUGGGGGAAAUGGGGUAGGCAUAGGGGAGAGAGGGGGCUGGACCCACUCACUGCUCCUGAUCACUGAUCAAAACACUGACCGAUUGCCGCUGAUCCCUGAUCAGUUGAACCCGCCCCUUCUCUCUCCUCUUGCUCACCGAUCAGCAGUGCAGCAGCCCCCCGGGUGACGGCGUGGCAGGGUGGAGGAAAGAACACGGAUGGACGGAGUUUUUCUCUUUUUCUGUCUCUGUCUCGUUCUCUCUUUCUCAUCGUGAAGACCAGAACAGGUUCUCCAUUCCGCUCUGCUCUCCCUCACAUCUCUGACUCCCCACCUGCGGGGGUAAAGGACUGCAUCUGGACAGCUGCAGGUGGGGUGGGAGGGUGAAACAGUGAAACCACAGCGCUUCAUGUUCAAACUUUAAAAAAAAAAAAAAAGAUAUUGUCAUGUUGAACACUCUCUGUGGAGAGUUAUCAUCUCAGCCGAUCACAUGACACAUCUACACGACCAUCCUGUGAUUCAUUCUGCUUUGACCAAUAGACGCACAGCACGGAGGCAGUGGAGCGCUGCACUGUGGGUAAAAUCCACAGGUUCUUCUGGAUACGAACAGUGAAGCUCUGGCACAGCUGGCUCAGCUUUGCAGUCCUGGAGAAAAAAAACAAAACAGGAAGUACAAAGUGGAACAUGUGACAUAUUUGUGCAUCUGGGAAACCUCUGUUGACAUUUUAAUUCUGUUUGUACAGAGAAUGUUUUGCAAUGGAGAGGGGGCAAAAAGAUUUAUGGCAACUCACUCAAAAAUUGGAGAAAGCCAAUAUUUUUUUUUUGUUUGGUUUCUUUUUUCAGUGCUUAUUGUAAUUGUCCAUGCCUGUCUAUUCAGAGAGGAGGAUACGCUUGUGUUUCUUUUUGAGAUGUAAAAGGAAAAACUGUUGCUGUGUUACAAAAAAAAAGGACCUAUGAUUCAGACCCUUGGUGUCUAAAAGCAUUAUAUUGACACUGUAUGCUGCUGGGAUGAGUGGCCUCUCCCAUGUACUGCGUGGAUACGUUAGCUCACAGGCCCUUAUCCAAUCCUCCUGUCAGUAGCCCUUGUGCUCUAGCUUCUACUCUACUACUUAAGCAUUUGUUUACAACCUCAAUUAGGUUAGCGGCCACAGACUAACUUGUUUACAUGGGUAGGUUUCCAGUCCAACUGCUAUUCAGACAGUUACUAAACUGAUUCUGAAUAGGUUAGUAACACUGAUACAACUGUUUUUAAACUGGACUGUGACACCCACUAUUCAGAUUUAUGCUGUGUCUGUCUGGAUCAGGGCUGACGCUAGUGCAACUUUGCUUCAAAAGCAAAAAGGAAAUUUGUUUAGAGAUAAGUAUGAGACUGUGAACAAAGGCACCUCAACUUUAUUGACAAUCACAUGAAUUUAUGUACUUGGAGGUUAAUUUAGUCUAGCUUUGUGUAAAUGUUAAUUUACAGAUGAUGUAGAAACAUAAAUGAAUUGGCUGUCAUCAAGACGUAAAGGAUCACGUGAGUAAUAAUUUGCAAUUAGUUUGUUAUACAGGUCUAUGUAUGUAAUUGAUCCCUGACAAAUUCUGGUUCAUCUAAUCCUACUAAACAUAUGUGAUGGGGUAAUUUGAAAUGCAGAGAUUGGAAAUCCCGCCACACCCCACAAACCAACAGCUAAUUUUACUCUAUACAGGCACCCCUUUAGAUCAACAGGAUUUCAACAUGAUGUCUCGUCAUGCCUGAUUACACACGUACGGGGCAUGAACACCAUCAUUUCACGCACUGAAAAUGCAACAAAACAAAAGCAGCUUUUAAUAUCGUGUUAAACAAGAGACUGAUAAGUGUCGUGUAGUGCCAAGUGCUCAAAGACUGGGGAGACUGGCAGGACAAUGGAUAGGACUGAAACAAGAGAGACCAGAUGGAAGACUUGGAUGGAUUUGAGAUACAUAGCUGACUCGACUGGCUGUGAUACUAAUGCCCUGUUUGACAGCUGUUUUAACAGUUUUAUGUUUAAGAAAAAGAAAUAAAU
This is a messenger RNA of Oreochromis aureus, 3908 nucleotides long. It is a transcript of the gene fbxl2, whose product is annotated as F-box and leucine-rich repeat protein 2. Gene Ontology annotation, biological process: SCF-dependent proteasomal ubiquitin-dependent protein catabolic process. The record is from RefSeq and is a predicted model, not a curated record. Gene Ontology annotation, molecular function: protein binding. The transcript is spliced from 14 exons. Gene Ontology annotation, cellular component: SCF ubiquitin ligase complex. NCBI's taxonomy places the organism in Eukaryota, Metazoa, Chordata, Actinopteri, Cichliformes, Cichlidae. The coding region runs from base 526 to 1824 and encodes 432 amino acids.